AUGUCAGGGAGACCGCCGUAUAUAUAUAUACACACGCGGGGCGUAUAAACACCACCGCGCCGCCUGGCUCAUACCGGCUCGGCUCGGCUCAGCUCAGCACGGCUCGGCCCUGCCGGCUCCCCAUGCUUGGGGCCCCGCCGCGAACCCCCACAUGCCCGCCGGGAGAGGCCGGCAGCCGCUCUCCGCCGCCGCGCCCUAGCCCGCUCGCCCCGCGCCCCCAUGGCUCCGCUGGCCGAGGUGGGGGGCUUCCUGGGCGGCCUGGACGGCCUGGGGCAGCCGGUGGGCGCCCACUUCCUGCUCCCGCCCGCCGGGGAGCGCCCGGCACUGCUCGGGGACCGCCGGGCUCCGCCGGAGCGGGCGGCCCGCGGCGGCGCAGCGGCAGCAGCAGCAGCAGCAGCAGCAGCAGCGGACCUGGCGCACUUGCAGGGCAUCCUGCGGCGGCGGCAGCUGUACUGCCGCACCGGCUUCCACCUGCAGAUCCUGCCCGACGGCAGCGUGCGCGGCACCCGCCAGGACCACAGCCUCUUCGGUAUCCUUGAAUUCAUCAGUGUGGCAGUGGGACUGGUCAGUAUUAGAGGCGUGGACAGUGGCCUUUACCUUGGAAUGAAUGAGAAGGGAGAACUUUAUGGCUCUGAGAAACUAACUUCUGAAUGCAUCUUUAGGGAACAGUUUGAAGAGAACUGGUACAACACUUACUCAUCCAAUGUGUACAAACAUGGAGAUUCGGGGCGACGAUACUUCGUAGCGCUUAACAAAGACGGUACUCCCAGAGAUGGGGCAAGGUCCAAAAGACACCAGAAGUUCACACAUUUCUUGCCUCGGCCCGUGGAUCCUGAAAGAGUUCCAGAACUGUACAAAGAUGUCUUAGGAUACAGCUAAGGAGGGAGGCAACUGAGGGAAAAAAACCCAUACUGGAGCUCUUGCCUCUGCUUUCAUGGCAAUACCAGCAUGAGGAACCUGCCAGAUGUCUGAGAUGAUGGAUUGGAAGAAGCUGCUUUGUGAUAGGCGAGCAUCUGGUUUAUAACCUUUGGAUUUAGGAGACAAGCCUUAAAGCUGGCAGUGGACCAGCCUCCGUCAAACCUGCUGAACUGUUUGGUAGCCAGUAACCAGAGGGGAGUUGGGAGUGUGACUUUUUUUAAAAUAACAAAAUCUUGGCAAAUUUGUCUGGAUUACCUAUAGUCCAUGAAUUAGCAGA
Messenger RNA from Strigops habroptila (Kakapo), 1195 nucleotides. It is a transcript of the gene FGF20, whose product is annotated as fibroblast growth factor 20. NCBI's taxonomy places the organism in Eukaryota, Metazoa, Chordata, Aves, Psittaciformes, Psittacidae. Gene Ontology annotation, cellular component: cytoplasm. The record is from RefSeq and is a predicted model, not a curated record. Gene Ontology annotation, molecular function: fibroblast growth factor receptor binding; growth factor activity. Gene Ontology annotation, biological process: positive regulation of gene expression; cell differentiation; positive regulation of cell population proliferation. The transcript is spliced from 3 exons.